UGUAAAUGCCCCACAUCUGUAGUCGGCACGAAUAAUAAAUAUGUGGGAAUUCUGCGUGCAAUAAAUAGGUAGCUCUCUAAAUGUUAGCGUAGGCUCCAAGCAAUUACUGGUUUGCUCACAAGAUUUUCGCAAUGUCUGCACGGGCGCCCUCAUUUUCUACAUGCGUUCCAAUGCAACUCGUUUUGAAGGUCAAGUACAAUGAUACGCUUAGGCGUUUAACAAUAUCUCUGAAGGAGGAUGGUAGCCCAGAUAUAUCUUUGGAGGCAUUGAAGUCCAAAAUUUGCGAGCUCUUCAAAUUCAGGCCUAACACUCAGAUACUGAUUACAUACACAGACGAGGAUGCUGAUGUGGUCACCAUGGUAGAUGACGUGGACUUCCUGGACGCAGUUCGUCAAGGCCUAAAUCCUCUUCGUCUGGAUGUGUCCGUGGCUGCUAACCAACGGCCUAAUCUCAGCAUUCCUUCUGCCACAGGGGAAGAGAGGAACGCAGGAUUGGAUGCCACGUUGGAUGCUCUGAGGAGGUUGUCAGAUCCCACGUGGCAUUUGAGGAGAUUAGCAGAGAUCCCUGCUGUAAUUUCUGUGUUGUCAUGCCCAGAGGUGUCUGGCUUGAUGGAGGGUUUGCUUAGGGUCGGGACAUCUCAGCUGGGGCCACUAUUUGAGAACCUCGCUGCUUCAAACCCUAAUACCAGCAGAACCCCAGGGAAUAAUAUCAACUCCCCAGCUAACUGAUGAGGAAUUGAUUCUCUUUCUGUAAAUAUUUAGGUUUUUAUGGAACGAAAGAGAAUCCUUGCUUGGAAGUUUGAAUAUGUUUCCAUGGUGAUAAAUUUCAAAACAUGUAAGUUGGUUUCAGUUGUGAACUUGACAAAUUAUGAUUUUAUGUACUAAGGGUUUGUAUUUUUUUC
Cryptomeria japonica (Japanese cedar) is the source of this 901-nucleotide messenger RNA. Its product is annotated as protein NBR1 homolog. NCBI's taxonomy places the organism in Eukaryota, Viridiplantae, Streptophyta, Pinopsida, Cupressales, Cupressaceae. The record is from RefSeq and is a predicted model, not a curated record. Gene Ontology annotation, molecular function: protein binding. The coding region runs from base 132 to 728 and encodes 198 amino acids. The transcript has 2 exons.